Messenger RNA from Hibiscus syriacus, 548 nucleotides. RefSeq names its product fructose-1,6-bisphosphatase, cytosolic-like. Gene Ontology annotation, molecular function: fructose 1,6-bisphosphate 1-phosphatase activity. The transcript has 4 exons. NCBI's taxonomy places the organism in Eukaryota, Viridiplantae, Streptophyta, Magnoliopsida, Malvales, Malvaceae. Bases 149 to 478 code for a protein of 109 amino acids. Gene Ontology annotation, biological process: sucrose biosynthetic process; gluconeogenesis; fructose 1,6-bisphosphate metabolic process. Gene Ontology annotation, cellular component: cytoplasm; cytosol. The record is from RefSeq and is a predicted model, not a curated record.
UGCUUUUGAUUUGCAGCUAGUGCUGAGUACCGGGAGUGGCGUCAACGGUUUCACACUCGAUCCAUCUCUCGGCGAGUUCAUACUAACCCAUCCCAAUAUCAAGGUACCAAAAAGGGGAAAGAUUUAUUCAGUAAAUGAAGGAAAUGCCAUGAAUUGGGAUGAGCCAACUACAAAGUUUGUGGAAAAAUGCAAUUUCCCUGCAGAUGGUUCACCCCCAAGGUCCCUUAGGUACAUUGGAAGCGUGGUUGCAGAUGUGCACCGGACACUGCUUUACGGCGGUAUCUUCUUAUACCCUGCAGAUAAGAAAAGUCCAAACGGAAAGCUUCGUCUUCUUUACGAAGUCUUCCCAAUGUCAUACCUGAUGGAGCAGGCUGGAGGUCAAGCUUUCACUGGAAAACAAAGGGCACUUGAUUUAGUCCCAGGGAAGAUACAUGAGCGAUCUCCUGUUUUCCUUGGCAGCUAUGAUGAUGUUGAAUAGAUUAAAGCACUCUACGCUGUUUCAAAUUAAGAUGAACAAGAAGAAAGAAAACAAUUGCAUAAACUUGUAG